This is a messenger RNA of Mycotypha africana, 590 nucleotides long. RefSeq lists its product as uncharacterized. The record is from RefSeq and is a predicted model, not a curated record. The transcript has 4 exons. Lineage: Eukaryota; Fungi; Mucoromycota; Mucoromycetes; Mucorales; Mycotyphaceae. Bases 108 to 590 code for a protein of 160 amino acids.
AUUUGCCCUAUUUUAUUACAUCCUUAUUCUUCGUUCCUUUUUACACUCCUUUAUCCUUUUUUUUUUUUUUGUUUUUGUUUCUUCCAAUGCAUGAUUUAUAAAGAUAGAUGACACCAAACAACGAAAAAGCAAUAUUGGUUUUUGACGGUGCAACAACAACAAUCGCAACUAGAAUUGUGCAGCAGCUCUUAACGUGCGACUGUGAAGAGGUUCUGUUGGCUGGGACUACUACAGUUCUGCAGCGGUGGUGGUGGUUGGCAGAUCCGGACCUGUUCUUAUUCUGGGGGGUAAGGACGGUUUCGACAACGUGUGAUGGUAACGGUUGCGACCUUGCUUUUUCGCCGGGAAGAACACCAGAGGUUGAAAAAGGUGAAGCUGUCCUUCUUGUUCUUCAUUCUAUCCACUGCUGUCUCCUUCUUUUCCAUUGCGUCUGGUUGGUUCUCCGCGUCAAUGUUCUUUUGUCAAAGCAAAGGUUCAUUGGAAUAAAGUCACGAAAACAAAAAGAAAUAACCUUACAGCAUGAAAAUCAUUUAUGCAAAAUCUCAAUAACGGUGGUUCAUGAACAAGAGGCCAUCCAACUGUUAGAAUAA